GACCGAGCGCAUAGGAACCGUCCCGCUGCGACUGCGGAUCUCAGUCGGACCCGUUUGAACGGAACACCGAAGCGACAACUCCGAAGCCUCUAUGCUCUGAAGCAGCCGUUUAGCCCGAAGCUCCGCGAGGAAGAUGAGCACCAAACAGGUGACCUGCAGGUACUUCCUCCAUGGCGUGUGUCGAGAGGGCAGCCGCUGUUUGUUCUCUCACGACCUGAACAACAGUAAACCCUCAACCAUCUGCAAGUUCUACCUUAGAGGAACCUGUGCCUAUGGAGAACGCUGCAGGUAUGAUCACAUCAAACCUUCAUUCAGAGGGGGAGGAGCCUCAGAGGGGCAGGGGGGUGGACCAGGUGGAGCAGGUGUUCCGGGAGGACCAGGUGUUCUGGGAGGACCAGGUGUUCUGGGAGGACCAGGUGUUUUGGGAGGACCAGGUGUUCCAGGAGGACCAGGUGUUGCAGGAGGACCAGGACCAGGAGCACCAGGACCAGGAGCCGGACGCGGGGGUUCAGUCAGAGGUGGAAUGAAGAAGAACCCGGUCCUGAGAGACAGAGUUGUGGGCGUAGACCGGAGGUUCGGGGAUCCAGCAGAGAGUUUGUGGCCAGAGGUCACGGCAGCAGCAGCUCCUCAGUCGUAUGUGGCCGCCAUCAGGACGGGCCUGGACGCCUCGGUGCAGGAACAAGCCCCUCCCCCAAUGGGUGGGGCUUCCCAUGACCUCCCCCAGCUGUGUCCCUAUGCCGCCACCGGACACUGUUUCUAUGAAGAAAACUGUACGUAUCUCCACGGCGACCCGUGUGAGGUGUGUGGUCUGCAGGUGCUCCAUCCCCACGACCCUGAGCAGCGGAGAGCGCACGAGAAGAUGUGUCUUCUGGCCUUUGAGGCUGACAUGGAGAAGGCAUUUGCGGCUCAGCUCAGUCAGGACAAGGUGUGCUCCAUCUGUAUGGAGGUGGUGGUGCAGAAGCCGAACCCAUCAGACCGCAGGUUCGGGAUUCUGUCCUCCUGCUGUCACACCUUCUGUCUGGGCUGCAUCCGAAAGUGGCGCUGCACCAGAAACUUCAGCAAUGUGAUCAUCAAGUCGUGUCCAGAGUGCCGGGUCGUCUCAGAGUUCGUCAUCCCCUCAAUGUACUGGGUGGAGAACCAGGACGACAAGGACCAGCUCAUAGACCUCUUCAAGUCUGGAGUCAGUAAAAAGUCCUGCAAGUACUUCGAUCAGGGUCGUGGUUCGUGUCCGUUUGGAGCCAAGUGUUUGUAUCUUCACUCCUUCCCAGACGGAACCCUUGCAGAACCCGACCGGCCACGGAAACAGCUGAGCUCCGAGGGGAACGUCAGGUUCAUGAACAACGUCCGUCUGUGGGACUUCAUCGAGGAGCGCGAGCAGCGGUCGGCCCCGCCCCUGCCGUCACUUGAUGAUGACAUCACAGAGCUGAGGGAGCUCUUCAUGCAGAUGUCGGGUCCCAGCCAUGACGGGCCGGAGGCUCUGCCCACUACAGACCACCAGUAGACCACCUGACCCCUCUGGUCUCUACGAUCACAGUCAGACCACGAGUCAUGACGGCCAUGUUUGUGGAGUCAUUGAAAUAUUAAAUCAUGUGAUCACUCUGUAGCUCUGAGGUGUGAUUCAGUCUGAUCAUCAGCAUUGAUUAUUGAUAUUUUAUUUAUCGUGUACAUAAGUGAAUACAGAGUAAGUGUGAUUUCAUUCAUUAUGAUUACACACACACACACCUGAGUGAGUCAUUUAACACCAACAAAAAAAAAUCUCAAAAUAAAAUUCUGCUCUGCAACAAAGAA
Molecule: messenger RNA, 1788 nt
Organism: Scophthalmus maximus (turbot)
Lineage: Eukaryota; Metazoa; Chordata; Actinopteri; Pleuronectiformes; Scophthalmidae
Gene: mkrn2
Product: makorin, ring finger protein, 2
Exons: 10
Coding region: 134-1501 (455 amino acids)
Biological process (GO): protein polyubiquitination
Molecular function (GO): ubiquitin protein ligase activity; metal ion binding
Source: RefSeq, a predicted model, not a curated record